Molecule: messenger RNA, 2304 nt
Organism: Psilocybe cubensis
Lineage: Eukaryota; Fungi; Basidiomycota; Agaricomycetes; Agaricales; Agrocybaceae
Exons: 3
Coding region: 1-2304 (767 amino acids)
Biological process (GO): regulation of transcription by RNA polymerase II
Molecular function (GO): DNA-binding transcription factor activity, RNA polymerase II-specific; RNA polymerase II cis-regulatory region sequence-specific DNA binding; protein binding
Source: RefSeq, a predicted model, not a curated record
AUGGAUACCCGGACACGAACAGCAUCGCCCACGACAGAGGGUGCACAUGCUAGCCAUUCACCACCGCCGCCAGUCCAGGAUAAGAUAUCCGCAUACUAUUCCCUUGUCUUCCCCCACUUCACGUUCUACAUACAGACCCUCUCUAUCACCAUUGGCCGCCGAUGUGCUCCCAAUGCUGCCACCUCAUCGACGUCGGAGACGCCCCAGGUUGAUGUUGACCUCGGUGCACUCAAGAGCGUGUCACGACUGCAUGCCAAGAUUGAAUAUGACCAGGAGGAGGACCGUUUUGUGCUUGUCGUUAUCGGCCGCAAUGGUGCUUGGGUUGACGGGGUGUGGUCCGCCGCUGGGACGCGCGCCCCGCUGGGCGAGAGAUCUCAAAUUCAAAUCGCUUCACGCACCUUUCAUUUCGUCCUUCCGCCGCCGCCUCCUCCGGAAGAUACCCCUUCUCCCAGCUCCCAGUCCUCUGCAAACCGCCCACGUUCGCCUUCCGUCGAUAUCACCUCCAUAUCUCCGCCUUCAUCGCAGCCUUCACAUUCUCCGCCCCCAGUGCAAGUCAAAUUGCCGCCGCCGUCUCCUGAACCCGAACUCUCACCCGAACUCUCACCGCAACUCUCCUCACCACCGCUACAGCUUUCCUCUCCUCCACCGUUACCUAAACCAAAGAUCAAGCCCCCAGCCCCACCGCCCCGACCACCACCUCCUCAACCGCAGCUGCCUAAUUCCAAUUCCAUCGGUCAAUCAAGUAAAGCCAAUUCAAAGAAGCGGAAAAAGAACGAUGUCGAAGUACCGCCUAUUCUCGAACGGCCCAAACCUGAGGACAUGCCUCCCAAACCUCCUUUUACAUAUGCUCAGCUGAUAUAUCGGGGUAUCAGGGAGCUUGGCGGGAAGGCUACUUUGCAGGAAAUCUGUACGUGGAUAAUGAACACACAUGAGUAUUAUCGCUAUGCAGAACCAGCGUGGAUGAGCUCUGUGCGUCAUAAUCUGUCGUCCAACAAUGCGUUCUUGAAGAUGGAGAGGUGUGGGGGAGAUAGAGGCAAAGGCUUUUUCUGGUCUCUCGACGAGAACUAUUCUCAGUCAUUGGAAGAGCAGGAGUUCAAAGCCAAGCAGGCGGCUUCAGCUGCCGCAAAAGGCGUCGCGUCGGGCUCUGCAGAAGUUGUGGGCAAAAACAGAAAGAAAGAGAAGGGUGGUUUCUUAGAGCCUCCGUUAAAGCGCAGUGUCAAAGGCGAUACGAAAGGCGUUCCUCUACCGCCACCUCUCACUUUUUCGCCAUUGCCGUUCAAGACUGCACUUUCACCGGCUCCAACCUUGUCAACAAGCUCUGCCCCAGCUGGAGGUCCCUCUAUACCAUCUGGAACACAAACCACAAGUUCGAUCAAACCUUUGUCUGUCGCUACAACUGGCAUAUUUGCAUAUCCUUCUCUUCCUCAUACCAUGCAGGCCAUUAGUCCUGCGCAACAGAGCUCGACUGUCACUUCUAGCUACUCCGGUACUUCUCUCAGUGGCUCUAAUCCUUAUGCUCCUUUAGCACACUCAAAGUGGCACAUGCAUGGAAAUGUUAAUCCAUCACCAUCCACAACAGCAACUUCUUCUACAGCAACUCCUGCUGUUUCCACGCCCGCACCAGCACCUACGCCCGCGCCGGCUACACCACAACCGGCACAGCCAGGUCAGACUGCAGUCCCAGAUGUCGUUAUCCCGAUCAUCCUUGGUCCUAUACCCCCGACGCAUCCGGAUUAUUCCCCCAACCACCCCAACAAUUCUGCGAAGGAAGGUUACAUGAUUUUGCAUGAACGGAAGCUAAUUCUGGAUCCUGAUAUCUUCGCUGAAUUAACAAAGGAGAUGCUGGAGAAACUGGAAGCUAUGGGUGCUCGUGGAGCUUUGGGCGUUUUGACAGAGCAUAUGAUCCGGGCUUUGAAAGAGCGCAGGGCUAGGGAAAGAGGCAAAGAACGCGGUGGUCGGCGACCCAGAGGAAACGGCAGAGGUGGAGCAGCGCGCAAAGCGCCUCCCACAACAACAGGGCCCUUUACCAAUGUGCCGCUGGAUCAUAAACGCAAAGCACCUGGGGCAGAAGUGUCUAAUCUGGACAGUAGUCAACCUGCGAUGAAAUCGCUUACACAACCUGUGCCAGUCCCCGGUCCCAGUGCCACCCAAUCGUCGACAACCGCAUCGACAGACGUUGCAUCUGGUCCACCAGUGGCAGAUCCUGGAUCACCCAUUAUCAUCAUUGACGACGUUUCUGAGGACGAGGGGCCAGCUGCGAAGAAGAGGAAGGUGGAAGGCGGAGAGAGUGUCGCAUCUGGUUGA